GGUUGGUGGGGACUGCAAGAAGGAGGGUGUCUGCCCUGCAACUGUGAUGAUAUCGGCUCUGUGAACAGCUCCUGUGAUGCAUCUAACGGACAAUGUUACUGUAAGCCUGGUGUUGGGGGCCUGAAGUGUAACCAGUGCCUUCCUCUCUUCUAUGGACUUUCUGUCUACGGAUGUGCAGAAUGUGACAUUUGUAACAAACCUGGACACAUCUGUGAUCCAGACACUGGACGUUGUGUUUGUCCUCCGUACACUCAGGGGCCAGAGUGUCAGUACUGUCUGCCGAACUGUUGGGGACAUCAGGCUGUCAGAGGAUGCAAGCCGUGCAACUGUGAACCACACGGGAUCCAUUGGGCUCCAGUGUAAUGAAGUAUCCGGUCACUGUAAGUGCCACGAAGGAUACGCCGGUGCCCAGUGUAACAGCUGUGCCAGAGGCUACUACGGGUUCCCUCAGUGCCGACCUUGUGACUGCAACAGAGCAGGAACCAACCCUCAACAUUGCCCUGGAGGAGUCUGUGUUUGUGAUGACAACGGGCAGUGUCCCUGUAAGAGCAACGCUGCAGGGAGGAAGUGCGGAGAGUGCAAGGCUGGGACGUUCGGCCUGAUGGAGGAGCAGCCAGACGGAUGUGUCCAGUGGCUUCUGCUUCAACAGAACUACGCAGUGCCGAGAAGCUGA
Molecule: messenger RNA, 673 nt
Organism: Homalodisca vitripennis (glassy-winged sharpshooter)
Lineage: Eukaryota; Metazoa; Arthropoda; Insecta; Hemiptera; Cicadellidae
Product: laminin subunit beta-1-like
Exons: 4
Coding region: 152-673 (173 amino acids)
Source: RefSeq, a predicted model, not a curated record